Molecule: messenger RNA, 1269 nt
Organism: Pleurotus ostreatus (oyster mushroom)
Lineage: Eukaryota; Fungi; Basidiomycota; Agaricomycetes; Agaricales; Pleurotaceae
Exons: 6
Coding region: 1-1269 (422 amino acids)
Biological process (GO): cardiolipin acyl-chain remodeling
Cellular component (GO): mitochondrial inner membrane
Molecular function (GO): A2-type glycerophospholipase activity
Source: RefSeq, a predicted model, not a curated record
AUGGCUGCCACCGCUACAAAUCUACCUCCUGCGAGUGAAAUACCUGCGAGCUUUACCGCGAGCUUCCGCAGCUGGUGGUCCACUGGCGGCGAGAAGCAAAGUGCAGCGAGCGAAGAGCGUUUAUUGAGACGGCUGCCCUUCUUUCGCUCCGGAUAUGCGUCCAAGCCAAAUGCUGCCGCUGAAUUUAGCGAGAGUGACGGCCCUCUAGUCGCAUUCAGUUCCAAAGUGGACUUAGACACCCCGAAACAUUAUCUCAAUAUGUUCACCAUGACCUCAACGACACCUGCACCCUCAGGUCCUCCGCCCGCUGUUCUGCUCCAUGGUUACGGAGCUGGGAUAGGAUUUUACUUUCAGAACUUCCUACCAUUAGCCAACUGGGCGAAUCGAAGAAAGGGCACAGUGUACGCUUUAGACUGGCUAGGCAUGGGUCGAUCGGCACGCGUACCAUUCACCGUCAAAGCCAAACGUGACGACAUCGCAGGUCGUGUGCAAGAAGCCGAAUCCUUCUUCGUCGAUUCCUUGGAGCAAUGGCGUGUCAAGAUGGGCCUGGAGAAGAUGACUCUGAUCAGCCACUCGCUGGGAGCAUACUUGAGCGUCGUCUACGCAUUAAAAUACCCUACGAGGGUUAACAAGCUUAUCCUGCUCUCUCCUGCUGGUGUACCCCGCGACCCGAAUUCCACCGUCCCCUCUAGAGAACUCUCCGAAUCCCAAGAUACCAUCCAUUCAGGAUCCGCGGAACCCGCUACCAAACAAAACGUAGACAAGAUCAAGGCCGAGCAACGCGCUGCGCAGCGGCAGGAGUCGCGGUCGAGACGCCUGUUCACCUAUUUAUGGGAAGAAGGAUGGAGUCCGUUUCAGGUUGUUCGCUCGACGCUAUUUUUGGGGCCGAUGCUAGUUGGGAAAUACUCGUCUCGUCGGUUUACGGGGCUCUCGGAGGAGGAGACCAGGGAUAUGCACGACUAUAUCCUCAAUAUCACGCUCGCUAAGGGAUCGGGAGAAUACUGUAUAUCACAUUUGUUGGCUCCUGGUGCCCAUGCUCGAUCGCCCAUUGUGGAUCGUAUAGACAAGCUGAAGAUACCUAUUACCUUCGUUUACGGCGAUCAUGACUGGAUGGAUCCCCAAGGAGGCGUUCAAUCCGUUGAAAAUCUUAGACAAGCAGGCAACGGCCAAGGCAAGAUGUAUGUCAUCAGCCACGCCGGCCAUCAUGUAUACCUCGAUAACCCAAAGGCUGUGAACGAUCUAUUGGUCAAAGAACUCGACCGCACGUAG